Drosophila willistoni is the source of this 2974-nucleotide messenger RNA. It is a transcript of the gene Sec15, whose product is annotated as exocyst complex component 6. The transcript has 3 exons. Bases 116 to 2401 code for a protein of 761 amino acids. Lineage: Eukaryota; Metazoa; Arthropoda; Insecta; Diptera; Drosophilidae. The record is from RefSeq and is a predicted model, not a curated record. Gene Ontology annotation, biological process: intracellular protein transport; exocytosis; Golgi to plasma membrane transport. Gene Ontology annotation, cellular component: membrane; exocyst.
CUAAUGCGGAACAAAGUGGAAAGGAAACACAAAACAAAUUGGAUUCUUUUUCGGUGUUAUUAACAAUUAUAAAUAAAAAAAACAGCAACAAAAGAAGAAACUGCGGACUUUAACCAUGUCGAAGGUGACAGUACAGGAUAUAGAAGCCGUAGAUGACUACUGGGGACCAACUUUUCGCUCAAUACUUGAAGGCAACAACACUAAGAUCAUUGGAGAGCAAUUGGAACAGCGUAUUCGCAGUCAUGACAAGGAAAUCGAACGCAUCUGUAAUCUAUAUUAUCAGGGAUUUAUAGAUUCCAUCCAAGAGUUAUUGCAGGUGCGGACACAGGCCAAGCAAUUGCACGAUGAGGUCCACUCCCUGGACUCCUCGUUAAGGCAGAUGAGUUUAACUGUCAUACAGCAGGGCAACGAUUUGGUUAGAGCACGUCAAAUUGAAUCGAACUUGGCUAAAGCAAUUGAGGCUUUAAAAUCGUGUUUACCCGCUCUCGAGUGUUACAUGAAAUUCACUCAACAGGCCAAGAAUAAGCAUUACUAUCAAGCCCUGCGUACAUUGGAAACUUUAGAGGCAGAGCAUCUGUCACGUCUGAAGCAACACAAUUAUCGGUUUGCCACUCAAAUGCAGAUACAAAUACCCAUUAUUAAGGAGAACAUACGGCGAUCGGCUGCAUCAGAUUUCCGGGAGUUCCUCGAGAAUAUCAGGAAAUUCUCGCCACGCAUUGGCGAAGUGGCUAUUACCCAUACAAAGCAAAUGCAGAAGCGGGAUAUAAAUGCCAUUAUCCAGGAAUAUGUACAACAGAAAGCAGGUGGUGGCGGUGGUGAUGAAGAUGGCGGUAAUGUUAGUGCUCAGGAUUUAUUGGAUUUCUCGCCCAUCUAUCGUUGUCUGCAUAUAUACAUGGUUUUGGGUCAAAGGGAAUACUUUGAAAAGGACUAUCGACAACAGCGGCGAGAUCAAGCGAAAUUGGUAUUGCAGCCACCACCAAAUAUGCAUGAUAAUCUGGAAGCAUAUAAGAUCUAUAUAUGUGCCAUUGUGGGUUUCUUUGUGGUGGAGGAUCAUGUUAAGAAUACUGCCGGAGAUGUGGUCAAUAAUAGCUAUCUUGAAGAUCUCUGGUCUACAUCGUUAACAAAGUUUGUCAAUGAAAUUAGCAUGAGUUCUUCCUCCUGCACGGAUCCCAAUAUCUUGUUGAGAAUUAAAAAUCUCAUAAUGUUGUCUAUAAAUACAUUUAAAUGCUAUGGCUAUACUGUCAAUAUACUCUGGGAGUUACUCCACAAUAUGAGGGAUCAUUACAAUGAAGUUCUUCUACAACGUUGGGUUCAUGUGUUUCGCGACAUUCUGGACAAAGAACAAUUUCUGCCCAUGAUUGUGGAAAAUGCUGAGGAAUAUGAAAGUAUUAUUGAACGUUUCCCCUUUCACUCUGAGCAGUUGGAAACGGCUCCAUUUCCCAAAAAAUUCCCAUUUUCACGGAUGGUGCCAGAGGUUUAUCACCAAGCCAAGGAGUUUAUGUAUGCCUGUAUGAAGUUCGCCGAAGAGCUUACACUAUCACCGAAUGAAGUAGCUGCUAUGGUUCGUAAGGCAGCCAAUCUCUUGCUUACACGCAGCUUCAGCGGCUGCCUUUCAGUCGUAUUCCGUCAGCCAAGCAUCACGCUACCGCAGCUUAUUCAAAUCAUUAUUGAUACCCAGUAUCUGGAUAAGGCAGGACCCUUUCUGGAUGAGUUUGUCUGUCAUAUGACGAAUACAGAGCGGAAUGUGUCGCAAACUCCGUCAGCAACAAUGUUUCAUGUGGCACGCCAAGAUGCCGAAAAGCAAGUUGGUGUACGCAUCUGUUCCAAGAUAGAUGAGUUCUUUGAAUUGAGUGCCUACGAUUGGUUACUAGUAGAACCGCCGGGCAUAGCAUCUGCCUUUAUCACCGACAUGAUUUCAUAUCUGAAGAGCACAUUUGAUAACUUCUCGUUUAAGUUGCCACACAUUGCCCAAGCGGCAUGUCGUCGGACUUGUGAACAUAUUGCCGAUAAAGUUUAUUCCAUUAUGUUUGAUGAAGAUGUUAAGCAAAUUUCAACUGGUGCUCUAACUCAAAUCAAUUUGGAUCUAAUGCAAUGUGAAUUUUUUGCUGCCUCCGAACCUGUGCCAGGACUAAAAGAGGGUGAAUUGAGUAAAUAUUUUCUACGAAAUCGACAACUACUUGACUUACUUAUCCUGGAGGAGUGGAGCACUUAUUUCCAUGACUAUGGAAAGCAAGAGAAUCGCUAUCAACUGGUGCAACCGCAAACAAUUAUUGUGAUAUUGGAAAAAAUAAGGGAGGCGGAUAAAAAGCCAAUAUUUUCUCUCGUCCGUAAAAAUGAUAAGAAAAAACUAUUGGAAACUGUGCUAAAGCAAUUAAAACAUAUAGCCGAAAGACAAAAUUGAAAGAAUUUAAUAGUCUUACGGAGUGGCACAUACGAGAAUACAUAUGGAAGACAAAUUCCCUUUAUCUAGCUAUCGUUGAGAAUUUUGGUUUGAGACAGAUUAAUAACAAUAUUCGCCUAGAUCUACUAUAUGAUUAUAUUGAUUGAUUAAUCAAUAUAGACUGUAUUCCAAGUCUCACAUACACCAAUUUCUGAUGUUGAUUUAAUAUAUAGACUUAAAGUAUAAUCUAGGCCAAUUGAAUUUGUGCGCUUUCAAUGAUUUUAACUCGAAUUUGUUUUUAUAAAAGACAAAUUUGCUUGUAAUUUGAUUUGUAAAAUUUAUAUUUUGGAAUUUGGAUUUUAUGUACAUACAAAUUAAAAAGAACAAAAAGGGGGGAAAAAAGAACACAAAGCAAAUAAAAAUCGCAACUAAGUUUUCGUGCAAAGCGCAAACGAAAGAGGAAAAACUGCUAAUAACAAAUUGUAUAUUAUGAUUAUUAUUAAAUGUAUAUGCAUGUAUCAGUAUGUCUGUAUGUGUAGGUAAUAUUAUUAUUAUUAUUAAAUAUUCCACGAGAAAAUUGUGUAUGCAGUAAAA